Molecule: messenger RNA, 1260 nt
Organism: Penicillium malachiteum
Lineage: Eukaryota; Fungi; Ascomycota; Eurotiomycetes; Eurotiales; Aspergillaceae
Exons: 7
Source: RefSeq, a predicted model, not a curated record
UUUCAAAGUUUUACUGGUUCCGCAAUCUUUAACCUACUUGCCUUUGCGCCACCCGCCGUCGCCAAAUUAAGCUCCAGCGAGGUGGUCAUAACUAAUAUAUACACAUAUAUCGGUAUCAUUGUUGAGGUAAUGAAUGAUGGUAUUCCGCGUUCUGCGUGGCUGAUUAUUGGAGACAAAUCAUCGCGAAGCCUGCACUCACGGCUAAACCUUGCCUGGACCAUGAUCAUUCUUACAGCUAUCUUUGUCCCGGCUGAAGUGCGACAUGCAUCGCUUGCCUAUAUACGCUGGUCCUCUAUCCAAGGCCUGACAUCCGCGACCGAAGCGGCGAUCUCUUCCUCAACCAGAGCGCUGGAUAAACCGGACAUCCCUUUGAUAAUCAGCGCGAGCAAGUUUUUGAUCAAUAUCGUGUUAGAUUUCCUACUGGUAUCAACGUUCCGUGUUGGAAAAUUUACGCCAACCAUUGUAACACAGGCUAUUAUUCGAUUAACUUGCGACAUAUUGUCGGUGAUGGUAGGACUUCUUUACUUUGUUUGUGUGGUUGUGAAGCGCAAGAAAAGAGAAGCCGAUGGCCACGGAAACUUGAAAAUAAGCCUCGAUGCACUGAAAACAUUAGUUCGGCCAAGUUUAUACACAUUCGGCAAAAUAGUUCAGCUUGGAGAUCUCUAUGCUACGGCCUGGGGAAAUUUUACCACAAUCCGCUGGGGGCUCAUAAUGGUCCCUGUUCAGGCUCUUGAAGCGUCAACUUUGGCUUUCGUCAGGUAUAAUUGGGGUUAUUUUCGAGCAACACAGCAAAUAGAAUACCCUAAGGCCACUAGAGCGGAAGUUUUCGCUAUUAUUCGACCAGCGCUUUUAUCCUGCGGAAUUGUCAUGGUUUUCGAAACUACCGUGUGUAUUGCGCUAUCUAUACAUGGGAUACAAUCUUUCGCUCUUUAUUUAUCUGCUUUGAACGAUGUGACGGCUGUCACCCAAAGAAUAUGGAAGGCCAUUGACUGGACCUACAUCUUUUACGGACUCAACUACCAACUUGGGGCUGUUUUACUCGUAGCUUCACUCGGUGGUAUCUAUACCAAGCACUCAGCUCAAACUUAUGCUGGAUGCUUCCUUGGGCCAUCGUUUUCAUUGGCUUGGACGUACUAUGUAGUCAUUUUUGGAGACGCACUUGUGUUUGAUCUUCUUGGUGUUGGAGUGACGCUACUCAUUUGGAUUUACAGGCUUUCCAGAGGGAAAUUAAGGGCUCGCUCGCAUAUUGAAUAUCAUUGA